CCGGCUGGCGGCCAUGUGACCCCGAGGCCGGGCCGGGCCGGGCCGGGACCGUGGGCCAGGCAGGCGGGCGGGUGCAGGGUGGCGGCUGGUGGCGGCGGCAUGGAGCGGAGGUGGGUCUUCGUGCUGCUCGACGUGCUGUGCGUCCUGGUCGCCGCUCUGCCCUUCGCCACCCUGACCCUGGUGAACACCCCAUACAAGCGAGGUUUUUACUGUGGAGAUGACUCCAUCCGUUACCCCUACCGCCCAGACACCAUCACCAACGGGCUCAUGGCCGGCGUCACCAUUACGGCCACCGUCCUCCUCGUCUCGGCUGGGGAAGCCUACCUCGUCUACACAGACCGCCUCUACUCUCACUCUGACUUUAACAACUACGUGGCCGCCGUCUACAAGGUGCUUGGGACCUUCCUGUUUGGGGCAGCUGUGAGCCAGUCACUGACCGACCUGGCCAAGUACAUGAUCGGCCGCCUGCGCCCUAGCUUUCUGGCUGUCUGUGACCCUGACUGGAGCCGGGUCAACUGCUCAGUCUACGUGCAGCUGGAUGUGUGCAGGGGCAGCCUUGCCAAUGUCACUGAGGCCAGGCUGUCCUUCUACUCGGGACACUCCUCCUUCGGGAUGUACUGUAUGACAUUCUUGGCGCUCUACGUGCAGGCCCGGCUCUGCUGGAAGUGGGCCCGCCUGCUGCGGCCCACGGUCCAGUUCUUCUUGGUGUCCUUUGCCUUCUACGUGGGCUACACCCGUGUGUCUGACUACAAACACCACUGGAGUGACGUUCUCGUUGGCCUCCUGCAGGGGGCGCUGGUGGCCAGCCUCACAGUCCGGUACAUCUCAGACUUCUUCAAAGUCCGGCCCCCUCGGCCCUGCCUGGAGGAGGGGGAGGAGGAAGUGACACGGAAACCCAGCGUGUCACUGACUGUGACCCUCUCCGAAGCUGAGCACAACCACUAUGGGUUUCCGGUGUCCUCCUCCUGAAGUGGGGCCUCAAGCCAGCUUGCUCAUUGUCCCUCUGCCCUCGAGAUGGGCAGUGUAGGCUGUGGAUGGGCCCUGGUCCCUGUGACUGUGGUGGCCCGCGGAGCCCGCUGCCCCACUCCUUCUGGGCCGCGCGUCUGUGCCUGGCCAGCCCUCCUGCUGCUGUGAGCUUGCAGGGCCCCAGGAAUGGAGUAAGCUGCUUCUGCAGGACUUCUGGUUUGAGUUGCACACGAGGGCCCACAGGUAAUGAUGGCCCAGGCUUGCAGAGUGUGGAGGUGAGCGUGGUCACGUUCAAUGCAGUGCAGCUGCACCGGGGGCCACGGUGACUCCUGUGGCCCUGACCCUCCCGCUGCUGCAGAUUCAAGCAUCUAGCCCCGCCCCUGAAGCAGGAGCCAGGGGCUGGUGCCCCCCAGUGAGCCAGAACUUUCAAGGCUUACGCUUUCAACGGGUGGGUGAGCCAUAAACUUAAUUUUUUACUAAACA
Messenger RNA from Octodon degus (degu), 1449 nucleotides. RefSeq names its product phospholipid phosphatase 2 (gene Plpp2). Gene Ontology annotation, biological process: signal transduction; phospholipid dephosphorylation; phospholipid metabolic process. Lineage: Eukaryota; Metazoa; Chordata; Mammalia; Rodentia; Octodontidae. The coding region runs from base 100 to 969 and encodes 289 amino acids. Gene Ontology annotation, molecular function: phosphatidate phosphatase activity. The transcript has 6 exons. The record is from RefSeq and is a predicted model, not a curated record.